CCACCAUAACCACCACCCUUAAAACACCAGCCAGCCUCGAAAAACCCCUCUAACCUUCGCAAAUCACCGAAAACCUCCAUCCCGGCCUCGAUUAACCCCUCUAACCUUCGCAAAACGGCCGAAAACCUCCAUCCCAUCCCCGAUUAACCCCUCUAACCUUCACCACGAAACUUGCCGAAAACCACCACCACGAAACCCCAAAACACCAAAAUCGAAACCCUAGAUUUUGGUUUUAGGGUUUCGGCAUACGUGGUGGUUCAAUGGGGUGGAGAUGGCAUCGGGAUAAGGCGAAUUCGUUCGCCGACGCGGGGGAGGCGGGUUUCGACGUCGGCCGGUGUUUAGGGGACGGUUUUUCGAGUGCGGUAGUGGGUUUUUGAGGUGAUUCAAUGGGGUUUUCGAGGGAGGCACGACAGUUCAGGGGAAGAGGAGGAGCGCCGGCGGAGGUCCUGGUCGGAUUCCGCACCGGCGAGGGGGUUCGUUGGUGGUGGCUGACAGGGGGGUGUCGUUGGUGGUGGCUCGCUGGGGGAACGUUGGUGGUGGUAGGUUUUUUUUUCUUUUUUUUUAUUUUUUCAAUAAUUAAUUAAAUAAUUAUUUAAAAUUAAAUUAUUUAGAAGGGAACAAAUCACAAGCUGCCACAUGGCAUUAUUAACCUUAAUGACUAACGGUGUUAACCUCCGUUAGUCAUUAAUGGCAUGUUGUGACAUUUCCAUAAAACUGAAGGUUAUAUGGUGUAUUACAAAGUUUUUGGUGGUAUACGAUGAAUUAAGCUUAAAUUCAGUGGUAUUUGGUGAAAAAUCCGAAUUAUUUUUUACCCUUUGACUGUUUUGGACUAUAAACCCAAAAAGUCAAAAUCGUAGGGUUUUUGACAUUUUUAUCACCUUCAAUACAUCACUCUCUCUCCUACCUCUUCACUGCAGACAACAAUGGAGUCGCACAAAGAUGAACCCAAUACUAAAUUACUUGAAGAAAUCGACGCUUUAAAAGCUCAAAAAAGCGACAUUGAAGCUCGAAUUUCAUCCCUAGAAUCUCAGCUUCGAGAUUCUUCGAUUUCCGAACAAUCCCCAUGUAACCGUUCCUGCCCUUCAAUCUCCACCGUUGAUUCCAGCCGCAACCGCCAUGGAUUACCGUCCGAUGCUAUUUACCGUUAUAGUCGUCAUCUUUUGCUCCCCUCUUUCGGCGUUCAAGGGCAGUCAAAUCUGUUGAAGUCAUCGGUCCUAGUUGUGGGAGCUGGAGGCUUGGGAUCACCAGCUCUUUUGUAUCUUGCAGCUUGUGGAGUCGGUCGAAUUGGUAUUGUUGAUCAUGAUGUAGUGGAGCUUAAUAAUAUGCAUAGGCAGGUUAUCCAUACUGAGGCCUACAUCGGCAAGUCCAAAGUAGAAUCUGCUGCUGCUGCCUGUCGCUCGAUCAACUCCACAAUUGAGAUUGUUGAAUAUAGGGAAGCAUUACGAAUAUCAAAUGCUUUGGAGAUCUUUAGCAAGUAUGAUUUAAUAAUUGAUGCCACAGACAAUGUCCCAAGUCGCUACAUGAUCAAUGAUUGUUGUAUUGUGUUGAAAAAGCCUCUUGUAUCAGGUGCUGCUCUAGGAUUUGAAGGACAGCUUACCAUUUACAACUACAAAGGUGGCCCAUGUUAUAGAUGCCUAUUUCCAGCUCCACCACCCAUGACAGCAUGUCAAAGAUGUUCGGACAGUGGUGUCCUUGGAGUAGUUCCUGGAGUCAUUGGAACUUUACAAGCCCUAGAGGCUAUAAAAAUUGCUAGUGAUGUUGGUGAGCCACUUUCAGGACGGAUGCUUAUAUUUGAUGCAUUGUCUGGAAGGAUUCGUGUGGUCAAAAUACGGGGACAGUCACCACAAUGUGAAGCCUGUGGAGAAAAAUCUGCAUUUACUCCUGAACAUUUUAGAGAAUUUGACUACGAGAAGUUCACCCAUUCUUCCCUGUCAACAGCUCCUCCAAAGUUGAACCUCGUACCUGCAGAUUCAAGAAUUAGCUGCAAGGAGUACAAUGAGAAGGUUGUCAAUGGAGAAGCACAUAUUUUGGUCGAUGUUCGACCUGCUCAUCAUUUUGACAUAAUCUCACUUCCCAAUUCUCUUAAUCUCCCACUUUCAAGUUUGGAGUCCCGAUUACCAGAAAUCUCUGCCGCUUUGAAGGAAGAGGAAACACGUAAAGGUGUUUCCGGUGCUCAUCUGUAUACAGUUUGCAGAAGAGGCAAUGAUUCUCAGAGAGCUGUCCAAUUACUACACAGUAAUGGCUUCACCUCAGCCAAGGAUAUUGUCGGGGGACUGACAUCUUGGCAAAAUGAAGUUGAUCCUAAUUUCCCUGCCUACUAAUAACAAUUACACAAAAAUUAUAAAUCUUGCUUUUCGCUUUUUAGAUUAGAAAUUUUUUUGGCUUGGUUUUAAUCCUUGAAAAUUUAAUUUUCCCAUUGCCUCUCUCAAGUUCACAUUGUAUGACAGUGAAAAACUUUUAUAGCUAUGUUGAGCAACUACACUACUGUAACAAAUUACUUUCUUCUCUUUUUUUUAGGAAUACUGUAACAAAUUACUUCAUGUUUUCUGAUAAUUUUUAUAAGCCUAUACAGGCGAUACAGCAAUACUAUGAACAUUUGAAUCUUUA
This is a messenger RNA of Chenopodium quinoa (quinoa), 2607 nucleotides long. Its product is annotated as adenylyltransferase and sulfurtransferase MOCS3-like. Gene Ontology annotation, biological process: tRNA wobble position uridine thiolation. Bases 924 to 2321 code for a protein of 465 amino acids. Gene Ontology annotation, cellular component: cytoplasm; cytosol. Gene Ontology annotation, molecular function: adenylyltransferase activity; thiosulfate-cyanide sulfurtransferase activity; URM1 activating enzyme activity. The record is from RefSeq and is a predicted model, not a curated record. The transcript is spliced from 11 exons. Lineage: Eukaryota; Viridiplantae; Streptophyta; Magnoliopsida; Caryophyllales; Amaranthaceae.